AGAGAUGUAUUCGUGGUCACAGAGUAACCACCUGCACCCACACUGAUCAACCCUUGGUGAUGAUUAAACCAAAGGGCAGACCUUCGACUCAAUGUCCUCAUUGCAAAUCGUCCAGGAAAUUGAAAAACCAUCAUGCUAAUUGCACCUGUGCGAAGAAAAAUAAGUCCUCGACGUCGUUGAAAAAGCUCGAAAAGUCUGCUCUUGAAUCUUCUCUCAUGGAUUCGGAUUGCUCCUGUGGCAAGGGUCUUAAAUGUGUUUGCAAAGCCAGAAAGAACUCCUCUAAACCAAAGAAAAAAAUCAAAAGUGCCACCAUCAACUCGGUCAACUCAGUCAAUUCUUUCACGUCUCUCAACUCGCUUAAUAAUCCCAACAUCAACAAUACCAAUCCCAACACAAACUUGAUCUCAAAAAAUUCUUCGUCUUCCGCUAACCUAUUAUCCUUCAAUAAUAAUAACUUCAACAAUUUCAGUAUUCAAAACAACGUCUCCCCCAACAUCAUCCCAAAUAACAAUGAUUACUUCAGCUUGAAUUUCAAUAAUUCAACCUCAAUGUUUCCUUCAAAUAGCUUGAACUUGCCUCUAACACCAACGUUUAAUGAUUGGGAUUUGAACUUAAAUCCUAGUGAUUACUCCCAAUCUUCAAACCUAAACCCUUUUAACGCCUCUAUCUCUGCUUCAAAUUCAAUAGCUUCAUCUUUAAACCAAUUAGCUACAAACCCUUCUCUUUUAUCCCCAGUAAACCACUCCCAUUCCCACUCCCACUCUCAUAAUCAUACCCAUAACAAUAGUAUAUCCAGCUUGCACAAUAAUUCCAAUGCCAACACAAACAAUACCAACACUAAUUCAAAUAACAAUUCUUCAAACAGAUAUUCCUACAACUCUCAAAGACCGAUGACCCCUGUGUCAUUAUCAAGUAACCAGAUUAUUCAUAAUACCAACAAUCUAGCCAAUAUUGCCAGCAUCUCCAAUAUUCAUAACCUGAAUAACCUUAACAUGAACAAUAUUCACAAUCCAAAUAAUCUCAUGAGUAUUAAUAGCUUCUCUAACCCCAACAAUAACAAUAAUAACAAUAAUAAUAAUAAUAAUCUUGCUAAUAAUAUUCACAACAAUAUUAAUAACAACCUCAACAAUAACAUCAACAAUAAUAUUAACAACAAAAAUUCCUCUCCAAAAACAAGAGUUGGUGAAGUCUCAAUCCCGAUUGACGAAUUUAUUACAAAUGAUAAUGCUUUUAUACUACCAUCUCAAAGUAUUUACGCCGAUUUACCCUUACCUCUAGAUCAAAAUUAUGGGUUUUUGGAUCUAAUAACCCCGUCUGUUCAAGACUCGAAUUUUAACAAUAAUAAUCAUAUAUCCAAUGUUAACAACAGCAUUAACAAUAUUAAUAAUUUUAAUAAUAUUUCCGCUGUCAAUAACCUUCCCAACAUUAAUUCCACAAAUGACAAUAAUAACAAUAAUAAUAACAACAAUAAUACAAACGCAAAUGUUUUCACUCUAAACAACUAUAACAGUCUUAACAACCUAAAUACUAACAAUUUCAAUAAUGCUCUAGUUAAUAACAGCACAAGUUCUAUCAACCUAUCUGGCCUAAAUAUUAACAACUCCUCUCAAAAUUUAAACAAUUUAAUGCAAUACCCUCAAAAUAUGCUACCAUUGUUUCCCUUGACCGAUUUGACUUCAAAUCAAAGCCAAUUUCAUAAUAAAAAAGAUAAAAACCCGUAAUCACUCAAUCAAUAAUUUAAUUUAUCUAUCUAUCAUUUUUGUUUUAUAGAAUAAAUUUAAUUAAUCCAACCCACUUUUAAUUCAUCAUACUAUUAUAGUUCUUUUCUAAUCAUUUAAACUCAUCCCAACUUCUUAUAUCCUUUUUGGUUGUUUUGGUUUUGGUUUUUUUUCUUUCAUUCCUUUGUUUAUUUGGAUUUUUCUAAAUUUUUUUAA
This is a messenger RNA of Ascoidea rubescens DSM 1968, 1934 nucleotides long. RefSeq lists its product as uncharacterized. The transcript has a single exon. NCBI's taxonomy places the organism in Eukaryota, Fungi, Ascomycota, Saccharomycetes, Ascoideales, Ascoideaceae. The record is from RefSeq and is a predicted model, not a curated record. The coding region runs from base 60 to 1721 and encodes 553 amino acids.